Odocoileus virginianus texanus is the source of this 1243-nucleotide messenger RNA. NCBI's taxonomy places the organism in Eukaryota, Metazoa, Chordata, Mammalia, Artiodactyla, Cervidae. The record is from RefSeq and is a predicted model, not a curated record.
CAGCCGAGAGCCGCGGUCAGUCAGCCCCCGAGAGCCGCGGUCAGUCAGCUGCGGAGAGCCGCGGUCAGUCAGCCCCCGAGAGCCCCGGUCAGUCAGCAGCCGAGAGCCCCGGUCAGUCAGCCGCCGAGAGCCCCGGUCAGUCAGCCCCCGAGAGCCCCGGUCAGUCAGCAGCCGAGAGCCCCGGUCAGUCAGCAGCCGAGAGCCCCGGUCAGUCAGCAGCGGAGAGCCCCGGUCAGUCAGCAGCCGAGAGCCGCGGUCAGUCAGCAGCCGAGAGCCCCGGUCGAUGCAAGCGGCGCGCGCUCAGUCCCGGGUCGGAGCGGCCCCUGGAGGAGGAAACGCGGCGAAAGAACAAUGGGCUUCAUGAGACUGUAGGAACGACGCAGCUUUUGUCAUCCCAGGGCCGGACUCCUUUCUGUGUUGUGGCCACAGCUGGCAGCACCGUGUUCGGGGCCUUCGACCCGCUCCAUGACAUCGCAGAUAUUUGUGAGAUACACAAACUCUGGAUGCAUGUGGAUGCAGCUUGGGGAGGUGGAUUGCUGUUGUCCAGAAACCAUUCUUAUAAACUCAGUGGCAUUGAAAGGGCCGACUCCGUGACCUGGAAUCCCCAUAAACUCAUGGGUGUUCCCCUUCAGUGUUCUGCUAUCCUGACCCGGGAAAAAGGUCUUCUGGGAGCAUGCAACCAGAUGCAGGCUGAAUACCUUUUCCAGCCUGAUAAAGUCUACAAUAUUAACUUUGACACCGGGGAUAAAACUAUUCAGUGUGGCCGACACGUUGAUGUCUUUAAGCUCUGGUUAAUGUGGAAGGCAAAGGGAACCUAUGGCUUUGAGGUACAGAUUGACAGAUAUAUGGAACUUGCAAAAUACUUCCAUAAAGUUUUAAAGAAAAAAGAUAACUUUAAGCUUGUAUUUGAUGCAGAGCCUGAGUUCACCAAUGUCUGCUUCUGGUGUUUCCCACCAAGACUUAAACAUAUCCAGAAAAGUUUUGAAAGAGAUCAAGAACUGCAAAAGAUUGCUCCAAAGAUUAAAGCACAGAUGAUAGUGGAAGGUACAGUCAUGCUCAGCUACCAGCCCUAUGGGGACAAAGUAAAUUUUUUCCGAAUGGUCUUUUCUAAUCCUGCCACAAGACAAACAGAUGUUGACUAUCUUAUUGAUGAAAUUCAAAGACUUGGGAAAGAUUUAUGAUAUGGCAGUAUAAACUUGAAUACUGAAUGUAAAAACCAACUUGAAAAGUCUAUUACUGAAGA